This is a messenger RNA of Acanthisitta chloris (rifleman), 573 nucleotides long. It is a transcript of the gene GNPNAT1, whose product is annotated as glucosamine-phosphate N-acetyltransferase 1. Gene Ontology annotation, molecular function: glucosamine 6-phosphate N-acetyltransferase activity; monosaccharide binding. Gene Ontology annotation, biological process: UDP-N-acetylglucosamine biosynthetic process. NCBI's taxonomy places the organism in Eukaryota, Metazoa, Chordata, Aves, Passeriformes, Acanthisittidae. The record is from RefSeq and is a predicted model, not a curated record. The coding region runs from base 1 to 573 and encodes 190 amino acids. The transcript has 5 exons. Gene Ontology annotation, cellular component: endoplasmic reticulum-Golgi intermediate compartment; endoplasmic reticulum; Golgi apparatus.
AUGAUGCCUGUUGCAACUGUGAUGCCUGAUGACACCCCCAUGUUUGACCCCAGCAUUCUGCAUGAACUUGACUGGAGUGAGAACACAACAACAUUUUCUCCUGCCAUUUCUCCACUGGAUCCAGGGGAUGGGCUGGUUCUGAGGCCACUUUGCACAGCAGAUUUAAAUCGAGGUUUCUAUAAGGUUCUGGGACAGCUGACGGAGACAGGAGUUCCGAGCCUGGAGCAGUUCAUCAAGACCUUUGAGCACAUGAAGAGAUCUGGAGAUUACUAUGUCACUGUGGUGGAAGACACAAACCUCGGACAGAUCGUUGCCACAGCAACGCUGGUUAUAGAGCAUAAAUUCACCCACUCCUGUGCUAAGAGAGGAAGGAUAGAGGACGUGGUGGUCAGUGGGGAGUGCAGAGGGAAGCAGCUCGGGAAACUCCUGAUCUCCACCCUCACGUUGCUCAGUAAGAGCCUGAACUGUUACAAAAUCACACUGGAGUGUCUGCCCAAAAAUGUGGAUUUCUACAGGAAGUUUGGCUAUUUGGUAUCCGAGGAAAACUACAUGUUCCAACGGUUCUUUAAUUAA